This is a messenger RNA of Megalopta genalis, 483 nucleotides long. RefSeq names its product peritrophin-1. Lineage: Eukaryota; Metazoa; Arthropoda; Insecta; Hymenoptera; Halictidae. Gene Ontology annotation, molecular function: chitin binding. Gene Ontology annotation, cellular component: extracellular region. The record is from RefSeq and is a predicted model, not a curated record.
CGUAGGAGUGUAUAAAAGGAACGCGAUGUUCCACACGCCCGUAGAGUCCUGUUAAGAGAAGUUCGGAGCAUCGUGAGAGCUGAUAUUUGACGAAGGUGAAAAUGAAAGCCGUAUUCAUUGUCUUCGCCAUUCUCGCGGUGGCCGCGUGGUUCGUGGACGCUGUCACGAUAGUAAAAUGCAGCGAAGAACAGGAAGAAGAUAAAAUUGAAUAUCAUCCUCACCCAUGCAAAUGUAACACGUACUAUGUCUGUAUGGGAACCGACCCAGUCCCCAUGCCAUGCCCGAGAGGUCUUCAGUGGAACAGAGUUAAAGAUAUUUGCGACUGGCCCAACAAAGCUAAGUGCAGACCAGAGCCUGAUUGUCCAAAGAACAAUUGAAACUAACUUCGUCAAGAACCAGCCUACUUUUUCCACACACUUAUUCUCAAUUGAAUAUGUCGCCUUAAUGUAUCAUACUAUCAAUUAAUAAACACUACUUAAGAAA